GAAGAGACGAAACUGUCCGGUCCCCGAAGAAACAGCACAAAUCUGUUUUGGUGCCUAUUUCCUUUCACAGCAUGAAUGAGUCAACUUCAAGGAGGAUUGUCCUUUUGGGGAAAACUGGAUCAGGAAAAAGCAGCUUGGCUAAUACCAUCCUGGGAGAGGAAGUCUUCAAGAUAAACCACUUUCCCAACACUGAAUCAAGACAGACUUUUGCCCAAACCAAACGUGUCCAUGGAAGAAGCCUGACUCUUGUUGACACAUGCAGCGUUUUUGACACAAGCAUGUCCGAUACGACGCUAAGAGAAGAUUUGGUGAGGUGUAUCACAGAGUGCGCUCCUGGGCCUCAUGCUUUUCUCAUUGUGCUGAAAGUGGAAAAGUUCACAGAGCAGGAAGAAGCGGUCUUCAAAGAGAUAUGCCGACAUUUUUCUGAGGACGCUCUGAAAUUUACUGCUGUUGUGUUCACUCAUGGAGAUCAGCUCCUAGAGGAUAUGACUAUUCAGGAGUUUGUUUCGACAAAUACAGAGCUGAGAGCUCUGGUGGAGAAAUGUGGAGGCAGAUGCCAUGUAGUUGAUAAUAAAUAUUGGAAAGAAGGCAGAGAGUGUUACAGGAGUAAUCAGUUCCAGGUAGGGGAGCUGUUAAGAACCACUGACAAGAUAACUGAGGAAAACCAUGGGAAAUACUACUCUAAUGAGACACUAAAAGAGGCAGAAAGACAGAUGAUGGAGGAGGAAACCAAGCUGAAGCUGACAUCAACAAAUAUGUCACCAGAGGAAAUAACAAUCAGAUCUAAAAAUGAUACAUAUGGUAAACUACUAAACAAGUUUGUUGGCGUUGCAACAGGUGCAAUGUUAGGAGCCCUUCUUGGUGUGUUCUCUAUAGUUGAAAUAUCAAAUUUAAAAGCAAAAUCUAAGAAAGACUACGUGGCUGCUGCUUUGACUGCAGGUGUGCAGGGGGCUCAGAUGGGAUGGGAUGCAGCUGAAGAAGCAAAAAGUCCAACCGAGGCUUUUCAUAAAACCAAAGAUGCAGUCUACAACAAUGCUCCAAAUCCACAUUUGAAGUUUUAAGACAGAUGAGGUCAGAACUGCCGAAGAACACAAGCAUGUGGCGAACUUAGUGAUUUGCCAAUUCUUAAACUGUAAUAUAAUACAUAUUACUUAUGUUAUUUCUUAGUAAUUACUUAUCUCAUUAGUUCUCUAUACCCGUGUUGCGAACCGGUACAGGUCUCUGGGACAGUUGGUACGGGGCAGUGGUGAAAAUGAAUUUUAAUUGUAGUCCAAAUAUGAAAAAAAAAAUAAAUAAUAUAAAAAACAAGAAAAAAGUGAAAAAUGUCUUCCAUGUAGGUGACAGGUCAUCUGAUUAAACAAAAUUACCAAAUAUAUGGUUUAAUUUUGGUCAAAUUAAAACACAGUAAACACAAUUAGAGGAGCAACCCUCAGUUUGAGUCAGUUAAGUGCAAAAAAUUAAAACUAUAAGCUGUUUUUCAUGAAAAAAAGAGACAAAUACAGACAAAGAACUAGAUGCCCAUGUGUCACAAAAAAUGAAACUAAAGGAAACAAAUUACUUUCUAAUAAAAGUAGGUUCAAACCACCACAUGUUUUUAAUCUCUAUGACAAGCAGAAGUUUUAUUGAAUAAAUUAUACAAAUGUUAUAGAGACUUAAAGUACUUACAGCAUAAACUAUCAUCUUAUUUUGAUACUUAACAAUACUUUUGUAAUGCACAACUCCAGACUCUGCACAAUGAUGAUUUAUUAUUCUCCUGUAGUAAAUAAAUAAAAAUAGCCACAGAGUUUUCACAUAACCAAAAAAGUUACACUGUUUUUGAUAUAAAAAGUGGUUUUGCCUUUGGUAUUUUUGGAUGAUAAAAUAAUAGUCAUUUAAAU
Messenger RNA from Oryzias melastigma (Indian medaka), 1877 nucleotides. Its product is annotated as GTPase IMAP family member 7-like. Bases 72 to 1061 code for a protein of 329 amino acids. Gene Ontology annotation, molecular function: GTP binding. Lineage: Eukaryota; Metazoa; Chordata; Actinopteri; Beloniformes; Adrianichthyidae. The record is from RefSeq and is a predicted model, not a curated record. The transcript has 2 exons.